Messenger RNA from Rangifer tarandus platyrhynchus (Svalbard reindeer), 933 nucleotides. NCBI's taxonomy places the organism in Eukaryota, Metazoa, Chordata, Mammalia, Artiodactyla, Cervidae. The record is from the annotation of a GenBank genome assembly.
AUGGAAGUUGGAAAUCGCACCCUCCUGAAUGAAUUCAUCUUACUGGGCCUCUCAACAGACCCUCAGUGGAAACUGACCCUAUUUGGAAUAUUUCUGAUGCUUUAUUUGAUCACUUUGUCAGGGGACAUGUCCUUAGUUAUCCUAAUCUAUAUAGAAACACGUCUCCAAACUCCAAUGUACUUCUUCCUCACCAAUUUAUCAUUUCUGGAUAUCUGCUACACAUCCACUGAUGUCCCACAAAUGCUGUCCAACAUGGUGGGCAGAAAGAAGACCAUCCCAUUUUCUAGAUGUGCUACUCAGAUGUACUUCUCUCUCUCCUUUGGAAUGACUGAAUGUGUUCUCCUCGGUGUCAUGGCUUAUGACAGAUAUGUGGCCAUCUGCCACCCUCUUCACUACACAGUCAUUAUGAACCAAAGCACCUGUGUCCAGCUGGCAGGAGUUUCUUGGGCCACAGGUUUUGGAAAUGCAGCCAUACACACAGGAAUGACUUUUAAAUUGCCCUUUUGUGGUUCCAAUAAGAUCAAUCAUUUCUACUGUGAUACACCACCCCUGCUCAAACUCUCUUGCUCUGAUACCCGCAUCAAUGGCAUUGUGAUCAUGGCUUUCUCCAGUGUUAACGUCAUUGGCUGUGUUAUGAUCAUCCUCAUUUCCUACCUAUGCAUCCUCGUUGCCAUCUUGAGGAUGCCCUCAUUAGAGGGAAGGCACAAAGCCUUCUCCACCUGUGCCUCUCACCUCAUGGCCAUCACCAUGUUCUUUGGGACGAUUCUGUUCAUGUACUUGCGUCCUACAUCUAGCUACUCAAUGGAGCAGGACAAGAUUGCCUCUGUCUUUUAUGCGGUAGUGAUCCCUAUGCUAAAUCCCCUCAUCUACAGUUUGAAAAAUAAGGAUGUGAAAGGGGCCUUAAAGAAGAUCUUACAGAAACAGAUACUGUGA